This is a messenger RNA of Talaromyces marneffei, 993 nucleotides long. RefSeq lists its product as uncharacterized. Lineage: Eukaryota; Fungi; Ascomycota; Eurotiomycetes; Eurotiales; Trichocomaceae. The coding region runs from base 1 to 993 and encodes 330 amino acids. The transcript has 5 exons. The record is from RefSeq and is a predicted model, not a curated record.
AUGUCGCGAAACAUAUGCGUUACCACAGCCGAGGGCAACACCGGCUUUCUCAUCACAAAACUCCUUCUCACCGACCCCAAAUUCAGAAAGAAAGUUGAUCGGGUCACAGCAUUGGCUAUAAAUACUCAAUCACCAUAUGUCCAAGAACUUGAAAAACUCGGCGCAGUAAUCGCUCAACACAGACCCGGUCGUGUUCGCGAUACUACCCAAGUCCUCCGAUAUACAGAAGCGGAUACGUUGAUGCUUAUUCCGCCAGCACACGUGAACAAGAUUGAUAUAACGUUGGAGAUCCUCGAAGCUGCAAAGAGAGUUAACAUUGGGAAUGUGUGUCUGCUCAGUGCAGCCGGUUGUGAUCUGGCGGAUCGAGAUGCGCAGCCGAGAUUGAGAGAGUUUAUUGAGCUGGAGGUGGCUUUGAUGAAGAUGAAGGGUAAUCCAAGUACUAGGACAGGUUAUUCGAAUUGCAUUAUCAGGCCGGGUUUCUAUGCGGAGAAUCUUCUGCUCUAUACUCCUGAGGCUCAAGCGGAAGGGCUACUUCCAAUCCCCAUUGGAAAGGAUCAUCAAUUCCCUCCCAUUGCUUUAAAAGAUGUCGCCGAAUUGGCGGCUCAUGUGCUUACCGGCAAAGGGAAACACGGCUUCAGCGAUCAACAUCGCGGUCAACUUAUGACCAUGACAGGACCCAUGCUAGUCACCGGCGACGAACUAGCCGAGAUCGCUAGCAAAACGCUUGGUGUCAAAUUGGCCUUCGAUGAUGUUUCAGGCAACGAGGCUCGCCGUCUCCUCCGUUUCCAAACCAGCCAAGAUGAAGCAGAAAGACAGUAUCUACUGGAAUAUUACUCUCUGGUACGAGAAGGAAAGACCAAUUACAUCUCUACCAAUUGCUUCCAUGAUGUUACAGGCUCGCAUCCAAUUGAGCCGCCACAGUUCUUUGACAUCUACAAGGAUCAAUUCAUGCCGAAGAUGGCUCUGCAGCGGGUGGAACCUGAUGUUGCGUAG